GGGGGAGAAGCAGGCUCCCCACUGAGCAAGGAGCCCGAUGAGGGACUCGAUUCCAGGAACCUGGGAUCAUGACCUGAGCCAAAGGCAGACACCCAAUGGACUGAGCCCCAGGUGUCCCCAGCCUUCUGAUUUAAAGGGACUGCUGACAUUCAGGGAUGUGGCCAUCGAAUUCUCCCAGGAGGAGUGGGGAUGCCUGAACCACACUCAGCGGGAAUUGUACAGGGAUGUGAUGUUAGAGAACUACGGACACCUCCUCUUCCUGGGUCUCAUUGUGUCAAAGCCUGAUUUGGUCUCCUUUUUGGAGCAAAAGAAGGACCCUUGGAAUGUGAAGAGAAAGAAGACAGUAGCCUUUCAUCCAGGGCUUGCUCUCUCUAGACUGUGUCUGGUCAACUUUGGAAAAGGAAAGAACCCGGCACAUGAAGAGAAAGACAGUAGCCACACACCCAGAGACUCAAAGUUUCACCAAGGACCUGGCCAGAACCACCAACCUUCUCGGUAAGCAUGUGUGAGUAUCCAGUGGAUGAACUUUUAAUAUAAUUCCACCCUUGGAUCAUGCUAAGGACCCAACUUCCUAGUCCUGAAUUGCAUGACAACAUAAAAAGAUCCACGCAAGUCCAGAUAACAAAUUGACUUUAGGCCUUCCCUACUUAGAAACCUCCUUUAAAUAAUGUGGCUCCUUUCCCUAUACCACUUACUUCUAAAUAUUAUCCCUGACUAUCCCCCUUUGGGGAGGCAAAUUUGAGGCUUGCCAUCUUUUUGUUCGGCUGCCUCUUGGAUAAAUCCUUUCCUAGCUGCAUACUCUGUCUCCGUGAUUGAUUUUGCUGCACAUCAAGCUUAGGAACUCAGGUUCAGUAACAUCCUCCACACUCAUAGUCUGCCAGCAGUCCUGAGGGGCCAAGGUCCCAGCAGGAGACAUUCCCAAAUUCCUGAAAUUCUGAAAGGGCCCGCUACCCAGUAGGAAACAUAGCCAUGCCUCUGGAAUUUAGAAAGGGCCCUAUACACUGUCCAUGGACAAUCCUGCAGGCACAGGGAUGAGGCAGGAGACACCUUCGCACCUAAGGAGAUGUUGAAAGGGCCCUACACUCAGGUACAAGCCCUCCAGUCAUGGUCAGGGACCAGCCCACCUAGGGACCUACCAGGAAACAUCCAUUUGUGCCUCCAGAGUUAGGUCUGAUGACAAUAAACAUGAUUGUAGAAGUUGUAGUAGACCUGAAGCACAGUUCCAAUCCCUAUCUACCUGGGGACCCAUCAAGUGACAAGACAGCAUCCCUCUCAGAAACCAUGUGGGAGCCACAAUUGCCAUGCACCUGGUAAUGGGCUCACUGUUGGAGGACCCAAUUGGGGCCCCAUGUGUAUGCUCACCUUAGUGACACUCUACUGAGGAAGGUAGUGGAGGCAGUCCCACCCACUCAGGGACCAGACAGGAUCCAUACCCAUCCAGGUCCCCGAUAACAUGCCCACCAACCACAGACCCACCAGCAGUCUCAUAACUGGCUCCACCCUAGCAUGACUGUGAUUUUGAAGGUAAUACCAUCAACCCAGAGAACAGAUAGGAAUAUACAGAAAUCCUGGACCUGAGGAAUACAAUGACAGAAGUGAAACAUUCAGAUUGCACAACAGAUUUGAUAAUGUAGAAUAAAGUGUAAGUGAACUUAUUAGCAUCACAGAAGUCCCAGAAGGAGAUAAGCGAGAAAGGAGAACAAUUAAAUAAUAGAACUCUGCCAAAUCUAGGGAGAGAUAUGGGCAUUCAGGUACAGAAUGUUGAAAGGACCCCAACCAAAAUCAACACAAGAUUAUUCUAAGUCAAAGACAGAGAGAAUUAUUAAUGCAGCAAGAAAAAAAACAACUUGCUGUAUUCAAGGGAAUCCCUAUAAGGAUAACAGAUUUCUUUACAGAAACUUUGUAAACAAGGAAGAAGUAGAUAAUAUAUUCAAUGCUGAAAGAAAAAUCUGUCAGCUGAGAAUACUAUAUACAACAAAUCAAGCCUCCAGAGAUGAAAGAUCUAUCCAGAAAAACAAAAGCUAAGAGAGCUCAUCACCACUAGACCUGCCUUAAAAACUGCUGAAGAGAGUUCUUCAGGCUGAAAUAAACUUAACAUCCUUUUAUUUCAGCCUGAAGAACGCUCAAGUGACAUGAAAUAUGAAAGUUAAGUUCAUAAUACCCUGCCACUAUAAUAGUUGUAUGUAGAUCACUUGUUUCGCUACUAUAAAAGUUAUUAAAAAUGACUAUAACUCCAAUAGGGGCACCUGGCUGGCUCAGUCAGAGCAUGACUCAAUCUCAGAACCAUGAGUUCAAGCCCCACAUUGGGCAUAGAGCUUGCUUAAAAAUAAGAAAUGACUCUAACUACAAUGAUUUACUAAUGGCUGCACAAUAUACAAAGAAGUAUGACAUGAACAGUAUAAAACAGGAAAGUAGAAUUAUUGUACUAAAUUGAUAAUUAUCAAUUUAAAGUACCUUUUAUACAUGCAAGAUCUUUUAAGUAUGCCUCAUAGAAACCACAAAUAAGAAACCUAGUGUAGGGUGCCUGGGUGGCUCAGUUGGUUAAGCAACUGCCUUCGGCUCAGGUCAUGAUCCUGGAGUCCCAGGAUCAAGUCC
Molecule: messenger RNA, 2595 nt
Organism: Mirounga angustirostris (Northern elephant seal)
Lineage: Eukaryota; Metazoa; Chordata; Mammalia; Carnivora; Phocidae
Product: KRAB domain-containing protein 5-like
Exons: 5
Coding region: 38-499 (153 amino acids)
Biological process (GO): regulation of DNA-templated transcription
Source: RefSeq, a predicted model, not a curated record